Onychostoma macrolepis is the source of this 2421-nucleotide messenger RNA. RefSeq names its product natural killer cell receptor 2B4-like. The coding region runs from base 8 to 634 and encodes 208 amino acids. NCBI's taxonomy places the organism in Eukaryota, Metazoa, Chordata, Actinopteri, Cypriniformes, Cyprinidae. The record is from RefSeq and is a predicted model, not a curated record. The transcript is spliced from 4 exons.
CGCACAGAUGUAUCAGGGUUAUUCACCCUUCUAUGCUGAGAGACUAACCGGCAGAGUGAAAAUGAACCCAAAGACUGGAGCUCUGACCAUCUGGAACAUCAGCAGCAGCGACACUGGACUUUAUCAAGUUUCUCUCCACAGUGGAUCUAUCUCAGAGAAAAGGUUCAGAGUGGAUGUUUACAGGCCUGUUUCUGUACCUGUCAUCAGGUCUCCAGUUGGUGUAAACCAAACUCAAGGUUCAUCAAAGCAGAAGAUGGAGGAGUUCUGCUCAGUGUUCUGCUCUGUGAAAAAUGAUCAAGGUGUGUUCAUCUCAUGGUAUAAAGGGGGUGAAAUGCUGAAACAGACCAGCAAUCCUGAUCUCAACGUCAACCUUAGUUUACCAUUACAGCUUGAUUAUAAUGAUUCAGAGACCUACAGCUGCACGGCUGCAAACCCAGUGAGCAAUAAGACCAUCCGUCUUCACAUGAAAGAGAUCUGCCCACGACAUGAAGAUUAUCAGGAUCAUUGCAGCAUCAAUGAGGCUCUGGUUCGUCUGGUUCUGUCUGGUCUGGUGGGAAUCGCCACCGUUGUAUUUCUGGUUGAGCAUCUGAGGUUCUGCUCAUCUCGGAGGAGAGCUGCUGCUUCUGCACGGUGACUUCCAUGAGAUGUCACAAUGGCCUUCAAACGGCAGCCUCAGCCCCUGUGGUUGUUUUGUGAGACCACACAAUGUCGUGUUCUUCCAGUUUUGUCUGUCAUCCUUUCCCUGUCAUCAUGGUUCAGGUCCUUUGUUCCUUCCUCCCGCUGAUUAUUAUUGUCCAAGGAACACUCUUGUCUCAUGAUCCACCAUCUUUAAGGAUUCAUCUGUGGAUUUACUUGCUGAUUUUUUCAGGGCUAGUUCAAAGAUAUGGAUAUAAAACAAUAUAUUUACUUAUAUAUAGCCACUUUUUAUAAUAUCUUUGAUUUAUUCAUCUAUGACAAUAAUAAUUACAUUUCUCAGCAAUUACUGAUGUGGUUUAAUUUAUUAAUUUGAAUAAUCAGUAUAUUUAGAAAAUUUGAUUUUUUUCAGAUUCUAAAGUUGCAACAAGUAAUCUUCCUGGCAUUAUAUCCUUCCAGGGAACAACAAUCGAAUAUGUUGUAAGUUAUAAGUACCUGGGCAUCCUAUCUGAUAGUCAGUUAACUUUCAAGCUACAUAUUGACAAAUUCAUCUCUAAAAUUAAGCACCUAAGCUUAAAUUGGGGUUUUACUACAGAAACAGAUCUUUAUUUUCUUUUAGGGCAAGGAAAUAUUUGGUAUCUGCUAGCUUCUUGCCACUUUUGGACUAUGGAGAUCUCCUCUAUAUGAAUGCCCCAGGACAUUAUCUUUAAAAAACUUGAUACUGUUUUUCAUAGUGCUUUAUGUUUUAUAACUACGGUUGUCGUUCUGUCAGGACCACUAUUGUCAAAAUGAUAGAUACUUAGCAUUUGGUUUGGCGGUAUGGUUCUGUUCUGUGCAUAAACUCCCUGCCCAUCCAUGCAGCCUGUCAUGAAUGAGCAGGGAGAGCAGCAAUAAUAACCCCCCUAGGGUAAACAUAACAGAACAAAGCAAAUAUCAUUAAUGUACUUAAUGAUAUUUAAGUGUAACAUUUUUCAAGAUAAAGGAGUCUGAUUCAACAAGGAAUAUCAGAAAGCCAAGUCCUGACUGUGCGAAAGGAGGAGUUGGGGAUGGAGGAGGGUGAUUUGCUCCUGAGCAAGCAGAAAAAGCUGCUGAUUAAUACUGAAUAGAGCUUAUAUAGGAAUGUUGCGAUAGGUGUCAUAUUCCUAUAGAUAAUGUGAUCAGCUGAGAAUUGGCUGACAUGACCUGCCAGAACUAACACUAUGCGCUUAAUUUAUCAAACACAUCACUGCACUUUAUAUGAGAUGACCAAGUUACCAUCGUUGCAUAUCCGAAGAAGUUUUAAUUGGUAGAGUUUCAUUUAUAAGUCUAUUUGUGGUCUAACUGUAUCUUAUUUGUGUCUCAGUUUUUUAAUUCAAAAGUAUGCUACAAACUACGUUCAAAAACGAUCUGUUAUGUUUUAAAGUUCCUUGGGUUCGAACAGAACUAGGAAAAAAGAGUUUUGGAUGUAAUGCUACGUUGGCUACGUUGAGUUUAAACAAACUGUAUGUUUUAUCCUCUGGUAAAUUGUUGUUGUGAUCUUUGAUUUGUGUUUUGUGUAAUGAUGUAAACUUGUAUAUUUUAUGUUAUUUGUUGCCGUUUUCUUGGCCAGGUCACUCUUGUAAAAUAGAUUUUAAUCUCAAUAAGUUAAAUAAAUGAUGAUGAUUUUGUUUUUAAAUGAAUUAAAUUUUUAAUGAUUAAAAAAAAUACAUUAAAAUGCUAAAUAAUUUGUAAUUUAGUAAUCAAACGCAUGUCAAAUUGGUGUAACUGUCCUGAUAUUGAGUAAUAAAAAAAAUCUGGCUGACAAAUUAU